This is a messenger RNA of Penicillium angulare, 1440 nucleotides long. RefSeq names its product aldehyde dehydrogenase. Gene Ontology annotation, molecular function: succinate-semialdehyde dehydrogenase (NAD+) activity. Lineage: Eukaryota; Fungi; Ascomycota; Eurotiomycetes; Eurotiales; Aspergillaceae. Bases 1 to 1440 code for a protein of 479 amino acids. The record is from RefSeq and is a predicted model, not a curated record. The transcript has 4 exons.
AUGUCUAAUAUUGGUUCUAGACCCGUGACGCCGCUCAUUAUCAAUAAUGAGUCCGUCCUUACAGACAUCAAAUUUGAUGUCCAGGCCCCUGCUACCGGUGAGCUGUCUAGCUAUUGUGCCGGUGCUUCGGUUGAGGAUGCGACUCGCGCUGUUGAUAAUGCCCACUCUGCUUUUCCGGCGUGGGCUAAAUGGAAGCCCUAUGAGCGUCGCGAUAUCAUGAUGAAGGCGGCUGAUAUUAUGGAGUCGAGAAAGGAGGAGUUUAUCGGGUACCAGCGUGAAGAGACUGGUGCUGGACGUCCUUUCUCGGAACACACAUUUAAUCUUGGUGUGGCUUUUAUUAGGGAUUUCGCUGCUCGUAUCUCGACUAUCGAGGGUGUUGUGCCUAAUGUCACGAGGGAUGGUGAGGGUGCGAUGGUCUUCAAGGAGCCAUAUGGUGUUAUCCUAUCCAUUGCGCCUUGGAACGCACCCUUUGUCCUUGGUACUCGCUCCGUGGCUCUGCCUCUUGCUGCUGGAAACACAGUCGUGCUCAAAGGCUCUGAACUUGCACCAAAGUGCUUCUGGGCUUUGGGUGAUGUCUUCCGUCAAGCUGGUCUACCUGCUGGAUGUUUGAAUGUGAUCUAUCACCAGCCCUCUGAUGCUGCUGCUGUUACGAACGCGCUCAUUGCACACCCGGCUGUUCGCAAGAUUAACUUCACUGGUAGUACGAUGGUUGGAUCGAUCAUCGCAUCUACUGCGGGUAAGUAUAUUAAGCCUGUGCUGCUUGAGCUGGGCGGAAAAGCAUCGGCUAUUGUCCUUGAUGAUGCGGAUUUGGACAAGGCGGCUAUGAACUGCGCGCUUGGAUCAUUCAUGCAUUCUGGUCAAAUCUGCAUGUCCACAGAGCGUAUCGUGGUUCAGCGUGGCGUUGCGGAUGAAUUCAAGACUAAGCUCGCUGCUACCGCUGAGAAAUUGUUCGGUAAAGAUGCCCCUGCUCUGGGUCUUGUUAAUGCCGCCGCCGCGAAGAAAAACAAGUCUCUUGUUGCGGAUGCUGUGUCUCGUGGUGCGAACGUACUGUUCGGUGAUGCAGGUGCUAACGAGAGCCGCGAUACUCUGAUGCGACCUAUUGUUGUUGAGGGAGUCCAGAAGGGUAUGGACAUGUAUGCGACCGAGUCAUUUGGUCCAACUGUCUCACUCAUGGUGGUUGACACUGAAGAGGAGGCUGUGGCAUUGGCAAAUGAUACCGAGUACGGUUUGACAUCGGCCCUGUACACAACUAAUCUCUUCCGUGGAUUGCGCGUUGCCAAGCAGAUCGAGGCUGGUGCCGUUCACAUCAACGCUUUGACCGUUCACGAUGAACCUGUUCUUCCUCAUGGUGGAUGGAAGAGUAGUGGAUUCGGUCGUUUCGGUGGUAUUGCGGGCUACGACGAGUUCCUGCAGACCAAGACCGUUACCUGGCAUGAAUAA